AUGAACACCAUGGUCCCCAGUCUCGCAGACGACAAAAUGUACGUGUCCCAUCACAACUCCAAAAUCCACUUUCUCGGUUCUCUUGACGUCGUCAAGAAGAAACGAAGAGCUGGGUUUCUCAGGGAAGGAAAUGUCAAGGAGUACGGAGUGUUGGCAUUUGUUGGGGCUGUUUGUUCCCUAUCUCCCAACUACGUUUAUCGCGCCAGCAAGGCGGGGAGCGCGAACUGA
Messenger RNA from Laccaria bicolor S238N-H82, 228 nucleotides. RefSeq lists its product as uncharacterized. Lineage: Eukaryota; Fungi; Basidiomycota; Agaricomycetes; Agaricales; Hydnangiaceae. The transcript has a single exon. The record is from RefSeq and is a predicted model, not a curated record. The coding region runs from base 1 to 228 and encodes 75 amino acids.